Molecule: messenger RNA, 302 nt
Organism: Microdochium trichocladiopsis
Lineage: Eukaryota; Fungi; Ascomycota; Sordariomycetes; Xylariales; Microdochiaceae
Exons: 2
Coding region: 7-240 (77 amino acids)
Cellular component (GO): membrane
Source: RefSeq, a predicted model, not a curated record
GACAUGAUGAACAAAAAAGCCUUCAUUUAUACUCUGGUGGCAAAGAUAGGCUGCCUUCUAUCUGGAACCGCGCUUUAUGCAAUGAGGUUUCCCGAGAGUUGGUGGCCUGGAGGAUUCGGCAUGUGCAGCUCCCACUUAUUCAUGCACAUCCUGGUGGUCUGCGCCGCUGUUAUCCAGAUGAUAGGGUAUCUGGAAGCCUUCGACUAUGCUUACUUAAAUAUUACCUGCUUGGCCUCUUGAGUUACUACCUUUGUAGAACCUCUCAUCACCGGGACGAGCGGAGACCUUCCAACUUAGGUAGC